Molecule: messenger RNA, 1777 nt
Organism: Fopius arisanus
Lineage: Eukaryota; Metazoa; Arthropoda; Insecta; Hymenoptera; Braconidae
Gene: Vps16B
Product: Vacuolar protein sorting 16B
Exons: 4
Coding region: 156-1442 (428 amino acids)
Biological process (GO): intracellular protein transport; vacuolar transport
Cellular component (GO): cytoplasm
Source: RefSeq, a predicted model, not a curated record
UUACAUGCUCUCCGCCAUGACACUUGCCAGUCCAUGUUUUUUUUCUAAAGGAAACACUAAACUACCUGUCAGCGCCAGGAGAUGUUCCAAAACGUCGAGAUAAUAUUUUUAUUACAAUUAUUUUGAUCCAUUCAAUUAUUUAUACAACUAAAAAAAUGUCGAAAGCUGAUGCAUCGAAAGACGACGAGGAGUACUGGAACAGCAGUGAAAAACAUUCAUUCAGUUUUGAUCAGAAUACAGAGGUGGACAAUUUGUUCGGCAUCUCCAAGAGUGGUACAGCCCAGCUGAAAGCAGGAAUUUCAAAUAUUGAAGUAUCUGAGGAAUAUUUCAACUUCGAUAAUGUGACAUCGGACUCAAGGCCAUUGCUAUCUGUCAUUUCUGAGCCAACAUUUACAGCAAUUCUCAAAGCCGACAAUGGGUUCUCAGAGGUGCUCCCAGAGGAAACCCCAGCGGUGGACCCCACGAAAACCCUUCGUAGGGUUCUCCUGGGCCAGCCAUUUUCCCUCGAGGAAUACAAAUCCCUGGUCGACAAGAAAUCCCUCCUGGACGCAGCCAUCGCCUCUGGAAAUGGUGACGCAAUCCUGAUAGUCGUCCUCUUCGUCACAAAGACCUUGAAACCAGCCCUGGCUCAACGACUCCUGAUGGAGAGGCCCGAUGCCAUGAAUGUCUACGUCCACUACCUCUCGACUCGACUGAUGCUUAAUGAGAUCACUGAUUUGCUGUCAAUGCAGGGACGGCCCAUCGAUGCAGCCAUGACCAAUCUCAAUGUCAUUAUCAGGAACACGAGGGACGAGACCAGGUUACUCCAGAAGCUGAUGAAAUGUUACAAGACUCAGUUCGUAUCUUCUCCAGAGUGCAGGGAGACUCCUUUCGUUCAGAAUUAUAUAAGACUCCUGGAGUGGAAAGGGGCACUGAGGAACACGAAGUUCCACGAGGAAUUUGAUCCAGACUCUUCAGUUCUCGAUUGUCUGAGGUAUUCGUGCAGAGAUCACUGGGGAGCCUCUGAGGGCACUCUCGUGGCACCUGAAAUGCUUCUUCAUCAACACGAAAUCACCCCCAGACAGUACCAAAAGGUCGCCCUCGAGUCCAGGGUGGCUGUCAAGGCUUGGGAAGAUAUUCACAAUCUUCUUUUGUCGAAGGGGUGGAUGGGGAGUGAAAAAUUGCAAACAAAUCUUCCAAUUGAGGAUAUAUUAAAAAUUCUCCAUAAAGGAGAAGCACCAACAGCCGUUUUAGAUAAAUUCCUGAGAUACGUCGAUCCUGUCGAGAGGAGAUUGCACCUCGCAAAGGCAUUUUCAUGCCCUAAGACAGUUAUCGAGAUCUUGGGAACUCAAGGAGAUCGAACGUCCCUUUUAGAAUAUCGAGACACCCUGAUCCCCCAAUCAGAAGCUUUUUUCCUCGCCAAGCGCACCCUCUCUUCUCCCACAAUCCGUUGGAAAUCGUAAAUCAAAUGGAACUUCUCGUCUAGAGAACGUAAUUGUUUUAAAAAAAUAAUCAAUAAAAUAGAUUUUAAUAAACCGAUCUUUUCUUUCAACAGGAUUGACCAAUAAGAGAAAACUCAUUAUCUUUUGAAAACUGCAUCUUUAUUUUUGCAUAGAAAAUGUAACAAAACGUGAUGUUAAUAAAGUAAUUUAGUCAUAUAAUGAAAAAAAAAACGAUGCAUGUACCUAAACGAUACCAAAUUCCUCUCAAAGAACUCCAGUUUCUUCAUACUUCGCAUAAAAAAAACACAUGAGCCUGAGUAUACGAUUAGCCGAGUGAGUGAUCUGCAUAAAAAAAA